Syzygium oleosum is the source of this 2087-nucleotide messenger RNA. RefSeq lists its product as uncharacterized. The transcript has 7 exons. The record is from RefSeq and is a predicted model, not a curated record. The coding region runs from base 127 to 1752 and encodes 541 amino acids. Lineage: Eukaryota; Viridiplantae; Streptophyta; Magnoliopsida; Myrtales; Myrtaceae.
CGGCGAAGGCGGCGGCGGCGGCGGCGGCGUCUGCGACCUCCAUUGUUCUACGCAUCUUCGACGAGAAGCAAGCUUUCCCUUCGAAGCCCUCUCUCUUCGCUCUCUCUCUGUAAGAAAGAGCGGAUAAUGGGAGCGUCGUCUUCGUCGGAUCGGAAGGUCUCGUCGGAGCAGCGGGAGAUCGAGUCCCUCGCCGCCGCCGCCGGCGCUCUCCCGAUGCUCCGCAAGGCUUUCGCCGACCUCGCCGAUCCCCAGACGAGCGCGGUUCCCGUCGCCUCUCUUCAGCGCUGCUUGAGCUUGUGCUUUGACGAGCCGAUUCGCUCGGCGCCUAGAGCGCCGGAAUCGUUUUCCGGGUUGCUGGAAAACUUGGGGGCUUCUAUAGUUGACGUGUUCUUCGUGGCUGACAAGGGUGGAUUGAGUUGGGUGGAGUUUGUGAGAGGCUAUGUUAAGUGCUGCGGGAGGAUGGCCGCAUCGAUGGUGCUCGCUAAUCUGCUGAGAGUUUUCGCGCUGGCGGCGAAUAAGGCGGGGCAUCAGGUGGAUUUGCAGUUUGAGUCUGAUGAAGCUGAUCAUUGUAAAGUAGGGGGACAUCUUACGCCUGCGGACGUGCUGAUGCUUCUCUGGAUGUGCUGGACUAUGUUGUGGAGUAGUAAGGUUCGUGAGUUGCCUAAAGGGAAGGCGGCCUUGUUUCUGCCGGAUAUUGGUUGUCUGGUUUCGUCGGCGGUGGUGUCAUGUGUUGAGAAUGGCAGUAGUUUGGAUUUGUGGAAUUUCGACUUUUUGGGCUCGGAAGUUCAGCUUCCCGCCAGGAAGUUUGUUGCUUGGGCUUUGGCGACGGUGCCGACUCUCCCAGAUUGCUUUUCACAGUUUGUUCAUGAACGUCUUGGAAACUCUACCAUUUCACAGCAGGAUGAACUGGAGCCUUCAAAUUCAUCAUCAGGGGACAUCACUUCAGUAGAGGCAUGUGGUGCGCAUCUACUUACCCCGGGAAGGGCGUGGGCUAUUUCGCUCACAGUCAGAAAUGCAUUGAGGGAAGAGAUAUUAACACAUUGCUUUUGCAGCAAUCGUGACAAGAUAGAAGAAAGCCUUCUAUAUAGGUCAUCUCUCCAUGGGAAAGGCUUGAACAGAUUCUGGUCGAAUACUGAAGGUUAUCUUGGUCCCCUGCUUUUGUUGGUUUCUGGUUAUUCUGGAGAUUCUCACGAGACUAAUACUAGAGACAAGAAAUGGGUCAUUGGUGUACUGAUACAGCAGGGCUUUGAAAGUAGGGAUCAUUUCUAUGGAAGCCCUGGAAAUCUCUAUGCUAUCGAUCCGCUUUUCAGUGCAUAUUUACCCUCUGGUAAGGAGAAGAAUUUCGUAUAUUCCCACUUGCAUCCCUCUGCAAGAGUAUAUGAGCCACAUCCAAAGCCUGUGGGACUUGGGUUUGGAGGAACCAUAGGCAAUGAGAGAAUAAUUAUUGACGAAGAUUUUGCUAGAAUUACUCUUCGCCAUCAUGCUGUGGACAAAACUUAUCAAUCGGGUCCCCUCUUCCCAAAUCAGGGAUAUCUUCCUGUUGAUGCUUUUAUAUCAGAAGUUGAAGUUUGGGGAUUAGGGGGUACAAAAGCCAAGGAGGUGCAAGUUUUAUUUAAGAAUAGGGAACAACUUUUUACUGAGCAGAGGCGCAAGGUCGACUUAAAGACAUUUGCCAGCUGGGAAGAUUCACCUGAGAAGAUGAUGAUGGACAUGAUGAACGAUCCGAACAGAGUUCAGCGGGAAGACCGGUAACACGAAUCUCAGAGGUGAAGUUCAUCCAGUUGACUUUUGUUGCUUGCCGUUGGUUUAGAGGUUGAAGGUCGGUCGGGACUAUGCCAAUCCUUCGACGUGGCUAAACUUCGAAGCAGAAUCAGUUAGGCCUUCAACGACAGUGCUGACAGCUGAGGCACAUGUACAUACCGGAUACUUGUGCACACAUCCUUGCCUACUUAGCCAGUUGCAUGUGUAUGACCGCCCAGUUGUGUUUGUUUUCCCAUUUGUAUGAUUCUGCAUGUUUGAUGACCGUAAGUGACUACGAAACUUCCUCUAGCAUCUCUGCUUGUCGGAACUAUGCCGACUCGAGUGAC